GUGAUGAUCAUCAAUAAAUGUUAUUUCUCGUUCUUGUUGUUGUUCUUCAUAGUCUGUCAAUCGUUGUGGAAUAAAUGGCCAAUAAUCAGGAUUUUCAUUCAAGAAAUGUUGCAUUGCUACUGAACAACGACAUAAAUGUUGAUAUAAGAGCAUACCAUCUUUAACCAAUGUUCUACAAAGAAAUGUAGUUAAGAAAACAAAAAAAAAAGGAAUCAUUAAAAUUUCUAUUUUGUCUCGUUCUAGUCAAUGAACUCAAUGAAAAACAAUCGAUACAACGUCAACUGUUUGGUUAUUAUCAACCAACAACAUUUGAAAAUGAACAUGAACGAUGGAUGCAUAGUUUAAGUCAAUCUUGGAAUAUUCAUCGAGAUAUAUUAGAAUUUAAUUUUAAAAAAAUGUUAACAUUACUUGAUACAUUGGCUCAUAAACGAAUGUAUCAUUUUUCUACGCAUCCUCAAGAAGAAUAUUUUCAUGUAGAUGAAUAUACAACUGCAUUGGAAUUUUAUCUUCAAUUGGAUUAUGAUCUUUUCUAUAUGAAAACAUGUUCCUAUCGUGGUGCUCAACCUAUUAUUAAUAAACCAUCAAGUAUAUUUUCAACAAAUGAACGACCACCUUAUGGACGUUAUACAAUGGAAGCAUGUCAUCAAACAUCUUGUUCUUUAUGUUAUCCUUCUCGUCAAAUAGAAUCUAAGUCAACGGUACAACAUAUUUUUGUCAAUGGUUA
This is a messenger RNA of Adineta ricciae, 724 nucleotides long. NCBI's taxonomy places the organism in Eukaryota, Metazoa, Rotifera, Eurotatoria, Adinetida, Adinetidae. The record is from the annotation of a GenBank genome assembly.